Molecule: messenger RNA, 674 nt
Organism: Capsella rubella
Lineage: Eukaryota; Viridiplantae; Streptophyta; Magnoliopsida; Brassicales; Brassicaceae
Exons: 1
Coding region: 262-552 (96 amino acids)
Source: RefSeq, a predicted model, not a curated record
AUUCAUUACAAAGUCUACCUUUCCAUUAAUUACCAAACCUUCCACUUCCACGCCUUUUUUAUUUUAUUCUUUUUCAAGUAUUCAACUCUCAAAAACAACAACUGUUUCAUCAGUUUGGAAAACAAGAGAGAGUUAUUAGGGAAUGGAGAAUAAUAAUAUUUCAACACAAUGCUUCUCUUUCUCGAAACUCCAAUCAUCAUGUCACAAUAUCAUCUAAUAAUCUCUCAUCCGAAUUAAUAACAGCAACCAAGAUCUCAAAAGAUGGAGAGCUCAAUUGGUUUCAUGACAGUCUUCGCCGUCUCCGGAAGCGUGGUCCUCCUUGCUGCUCAGCUUCACAAGCGUCUCCUAUCCGAAUACAUGGGCAAGGUCGAACCUCAACAUCCUACCAAGGAAAAGAAGAACAAGAAUAAGAAAGUGAGCUUUGCAGAAGAUAUGGUGGAGCCGUCAGGGAACAACGAAGAGUAUCGCCGGAGUUUUCGCAAAUCAAAUCAGAAGCAUAAUCCCGCAAAAGAGUCAUGUUCUGUAAUAACAAGUCAACAUUCAACACAAUAAUUUUCUCUUUUUUCUUUCUUUUUUUUUUAUUUUCCUAAUUUGGUAUUAAUUGUACACCAUUCCAUUUAUAUAUAUAUUUUUGUAUAUGUCAACUUGUCAAUGAACGUGUAGAUGUGUUGUUA